AUGCCGUGGACGGUCACAAACUCAUUCAAAAGAAUCAGGGGCCUCAUGAAAACAUACGGGAGACAGGUCCGUCGUGUUCACGAUGAAGACACAUAUCAUGCUUCGAAAAAACGACGCGUAGAAGCCGCCGACGAUUCAGAGGAUGCCGAGGCAAACCUGCGAUAUGCCAUUCGCGAGUCGUCGGUCGCGGUGGCUGUGUCCAGCCCAUCGCGACGCAACUCGGUCAUCUUCUCGGAAGCGACACAAGAAGAGCUAGACGACCUGUCCACGCCGCCCUCGUCGCCGCCACCCCGUCUGACCCCGCCUCCCGUCAACACCCGGAAGCCGACGUUCUCGUUUUUGAAGCGCAAGAAAUCAUGCGCCACCAGCACCAAAGAAUCCGCGAAUGGAACUCCCUUGACGGAGGUGAAUUCCAACAGCGUUCGUUCGGGGACCGAUCACCAGUCCAACAAGAAGAGCCAACAGCAGCCUCCCGUGCUGAAACAGCUACAGAUCGAUGCCGGCAUCAAUGUGCGACGCAGUUGCAGUCUCUGCGGUAUGGAAUAUGUUCCGUCCAAUGCCGAAGACGCCGAUCUGCACGACAAGUUCCAUUCCAUGAAUGCCGUUGGUAUCGACUUGGGCAAAGCGUUUGUCAAGGCAAACGCGUCGCGUUGGGUCUACGAAGCGGCGCGGUGUAAGGAAGGCUAUGUGGUGAUUGUCGAUCGCAAAGGCUCGCCAGCGGCAAGGAAUCAAGCGAAAAAGGUGCUUGAUGUGGUCAAUCGGGAGCUAUCGUCGCCGCCAAUCGACGACGCGACUUUAUGGAGCCAAGUUGAGCCACCAAAACGCCUGCGCAAGAACGGGAAGAAGGAAGAGACCGACCGUUAUAAGGUUUUCCUUCACAUGAAAGACAGCAAAUGCAUGGGACUGUGCCUCGCGGAGCGAAUAUGGGAAGCACAGCCCGUCAAGAUGGAUAAUGCGGCAACUGGCAGCGGUGGCAAUGAUGAACACCAGCAUCAAAGUUCCUCGAUCAGCGUACACAAUACCUUUGACCCGGCCAUUGUAGGCGUUUCGCGCAUUUGGACUUGUGGCUCUGCCAGACGGCGAGGCAUUGCCAUGGAUCUUCUAGACUGUGUCGUCAGCAGUUUCAUUUAUGGACUUGACAUCCCAAAGGAGCAGAUCGCCUUCACGCAACCAACAGAGAGCGGGACACGCCUGGCUGGAUGCUUCUUUGGUGCUGGAGAGCCCUGGCACCGGAGCUCCCAUGCAGGCUGCCACUUACCUCGGAGGCUUAACAAAAACCAACACCACCACGCUGCAACUUUUUCCUUCUUCACACACAAACACACUUCCCUCUCUUCUUCGACCCUCUUGAUGCUUGAAGUUACAGUGUCCUCCGUGCCUCAAUCCUCCUCUCAAUCCAAAAUAGUUCGCAUUGCAACGCCGCCUCUGCCCUCUUCUCCGCCUUCCGACUCGACAUCAAAUUUCCCCGCAGUGUCCUUUACGGGGAUCGGGAGGACACACCACAGAGGCUCACCAUCACCGGAAAAUAGCGACAGCAGCAUAUUGUCGGAUCUACCUGGACCGAGUCGUUUUGAUCCGCUUUCAUCCGACCAUGUCGUGACCGAGAAGGACAACAGUUAUCGUCACCGCCAGUCCAUUGCCGACACGAGGAGCCCCGCGGAUGCAGCAGGGGCUUUGCCAUCGCCACCUUCUGAACGACUCUCUUAUAGCCGGUCUGUAAUGAGCGAACCAAGAAGAUUGAAUGGGAAGUCAAAUAAUGACGACAACAACAACAAUACGCUUGACGUCGAUGCGUUUACGAGAUUACUCUUAACGGGCAGUGCGCAAGCUGCGUCAAAUACCACAUCCAGAGCUACUACCAAUCCAGAUACAGCUUCGGAUCCGGUCACACGCGCACAGUCGGAUGUUUCUGGCGUUGAUAGUAAGCCCAAUAGCAGUACCGAGCCGAACACUUUGCGACAAAUUGGGGUUGAUGAUAUCGCAGGGAUGACUAGGGCCUCUACGCUUCCUGUUAUGACAGGAUCAAACGAGAUUCUGAGGUCAUCAAGUACUAGAAGACCAAAACCACCACCGCCCAGAUCUCAUCAUGGGAAACCUAUCAAGCCCGGGGAUUCGGCUCCGCUUUCGAGCAAGAUUAGUGAACGCGACACGCCCAACUUCAUGUCGGUGCAGUUUCGGACGCCGCCGCCUGCGAAUCAUCGAGAGUCACUAUCUUCUUUGGGUCGUACAUCAUCACCUACCUUUUCAGAAACUGAUACAGCAGAUGAUGCCUCCUCCCUGCGCAGAACUCCUUCUCAGUCGAAAAGACCACCCACGCCACCCAUCGCGCGACGCCGCAGUCAAAUGAUAAAACAAUCCACUUUAGACAGGCCCAAUCGUUUAUCAAUGCCACCCAAAUCUCUCGGAUCUCAACUCUCUGGACCUCUGAGUCCCGGGAUUGGAGCCAAGACACCUCCUCGACCGCCAUCCCGACGUCACGAUAAAGCGGUGGCCGCAGAAUCUGUCUCACAACCCAAGUCCUCACUAUCGCAAGGUGAACUCACACCACCAGUCAGCCUCUCGAUGGAUGAACAAGCUAGCACUGCGUCAUUAUCUCCACCCUCACGGCGGUCAUCGGUCAAACAGAAUCCAGCAGGUUCGACGACGACGACGACGGAAAGUGGAACGCUUAUGCCACCACCUCCGCCGCCUCCUCGACGUCUUCGGGCUUCCAGCAAGGGCAGCAAUAGUAGUGCGCAAGCGACUGCUCUCGUCGCUGGUAUUCCCGCUGAGAAGGCUGGUGUGGAUGAUAAUGAGACAAAUACUGAGCCGCCCUCAUCAUCCAACAUGCAGGACAUUCUCGCCGAUCUCUCGAGGCUUCAACAAGAAGUCGACGAUCUCCGUGUUCAUUAUGAGGGUCGGAGGGUUAGUCAAUGA
Messenger RNA from Talaromyces atroroseus, 2916 nucleotides. RefSeq lists its product as hypothetical. NCBI's taxonomy places the organism in Eukaryota, Fungi, Ascomycota, Eurotiomycetes, Eurotiales, Trichocomaceae. Gene Ontology annotation, molecular function: protein-lysine-acetyltransferase activity. Gene Ontology annotation, biological process: mitotic sister chromatid cohesion. Bases 1 to 2916 code for a protein of 971 amino acids. The record is from RefSeq and is a predicted model, not a curated record. The transcript is spliced from 4 exons. Gene Ontology annotation, cellular component: nucleus; chromatin.